Messenger RNA from Kwoniella botswanensis, 1719 nucleotides. RefSeq names its product T-complex protein 1 subunit gamma. The transcript has 9 exons. The record is from RefSeq and is a predicted model, not a curated record. Gene Ontology annotation, molecular function: ATP hydrolysis activity; ATP-dependent protein folding chaperone; ATP binding. Gene Ontology annotation, biological process: protein folding. Lineage: Eukaryota; Fungi; Basidiomycota; Tremellomycetes; Tremellales; Cryptococcaceae. Bases 1 to 1719 code for a protein of 572 amino acids. Gene Ontology annotation, cellular component: chaperonin-containing T-complex.
AUGGCUAUGCCUGGAGGAGUACCUGUCAUGGUGAUGAACACCGGGCCUGAGCGUCAAUCAGGUCGAAAAGCUCAAACUGCCAAUAUCGUAGCCGCAAAGACUGUCGCCGAUGUGAUCAGAACUUGUCUUGGUCCCAAAGCAAUGUUGAAGAUGAUUUUGGAUCCUAUGGGUGGUAUUUUAUUGACUAACGAUGGUCAUGCGAUCUUACGAGAAAUCGAUGUAGCUCACCCCGCUGCUAAAUCAAUGAUUGAACUUUCGAGAACUCAAGAUGAGGAAGUUGGUGAUGGUACGACCAGUGUGAUUAUCCUUGCCGGUGAAAUCCUUGCCUACUCCCUCCCACUCCUCGAAAGGCACAUCCACCCCGUCGUCAUCAUCCGAGCAUUCAAACAAGCUCUUAACGAUGCUCUCGAAACUAUCCAGAAGAUCUCCAUCCCUGUCGACAUCUCAUCCGAAUCAGAGAUGAUGGCCCUCAUCAAGACCUCUAUCGGUACCAAAUUCUCUUCUAGAUGGUCAGACUUGAUGUGUUCAUUGGCCUUACAAGCAGUUAGGACAGUAGCAGUCACAGCUGAAUCUGAAAAUGGCUUAGUUGGCGGUAGCGCCGAGGGUAAAUCGGAGAGCUUGAAUAUCAAGACGGUAGAUAUCAAGCGAUAUGCGAGAGUUGAGAAAGUUCCAGGAGGUGAAAUUGAGGAAUCUAGAGUAUUAAGUGGUGUGAUGAUAAAUAAAGAUGUCACUCAUCCCAAGAUGAGAAGAAAAAUUGAAAAUCCUCGAAUCGUACUGUUGGAUUGUCCAUUAGAAUACAAGAAGGGUGAAUCUCAAACGAACAUUGAAAUUCAGAAUGAAAAAGAUUGGAAUAGGAUUUUACAAAUUGAAGAAGAACAGAUCAAAUCGAUGUGUGAGAAGAUUAUCGAAUUUAAACCGGAUUUGGUAUUUACAGAGAAAGGUGUUUCCGACCUCGCUCAACAUUACCUCCUCAAAGCAAACAUCACUGCUAUCCGACGAGUACGAAAGUCAGAUAACAACCGUAUCGCUAGAGCUGUAGGAGCUACUAUCGUCAACCGAGUCGAAGAUCUGAGGGAUAGCGAUGUUGGUACGCAGUGUGGUUUGUUCCAUAUUGAGAAGUUGGGUGACGAAUACUUCACCUUCCUUGAUAAAUGCUCAAACCCUAAAGCAUGUACCAUCCUCCUCCGAGGACCAUCCAAAGAUAUCCUCAAUGAGAUAGAUCGAAACCUCGCAGAUGCGAUGUCAGUAGCUCGAAACGUGGUGUUCAACCCUAUCCUAGCUCCUGGAGGAGGUGCGACCGAGAUGGCCAUUUCGGUAGCUUUGGAUGAGAAAGCGAGAUUACUUCCUGGUGUUGCUGGAGCACCUUACAAGGCUAUUGCGGAAGCUUUGGAGGUCAUCCCAAGGACGCUGGUGCAGAAUUGCGGAGGGAAUGCUAUUAGGACAUUGACUGAGUUGAGAGCUAAACACGCUGAGGGUCAUCACAUGUUCGGUGUAGAUGGUGAUACUGGAAAGGUGACAGAUAUGAAGGAAUAUGGACUGUUGGAAUCUGCUUCUGUCAAGAUCCAAACUUUAAAGACUGCUAUCGAGUCCGCCACAUUGUUACUUCGUGUAGACGAUAUCGUAUCCGCCAGGAGACCAGGAGAAGAAGCUGGUGCAGGAGGUGGUGUACAGACUAUGGGCGGGGAGGAAGGUCCAGGUGGUGAGAUGCCUGAGAUGUAG